Molecule: messenger RNA, 1302 nt
Organism: Theileria equi strain WA
Lineage: Eukaryota; Apicomplexa; Aconoidasida; Piroplasmida; Theileriidae
Product: signal peptide-containing protein
Exons: 1
Coding region: 1-1302 (433 amino acids)
Source: RefSeq, a predicted model, not a curated record
AUGAGAUCCUUCUUGUUAUUAUCCACGGCAUUCCUGAUUGGAGUAUGUUAUUGUGCUCCUUCAAAUUCGAAAGGAAAUGGUGGCAACGCUACGCAGAAUUCUAGAGAAGCCAAUUCUACUUCUCAAGUUCAACAGGCAGCUCAACCAAUUCCACAAGAGAAACAGACUGUUCCAGACACAAAUUCUGGAGUUCCUAAACCUGUUCUACAACAUAAUCACUUUACCAAAGAACUCGCAGUUCCAAUUACCCUAGAUUUGGCUGAGGUGAAUACAAAUUCUGUUGAUGUUCCAGAUACUACUACGAAGGAUGGCAUAAAUACAACCUACUACUACCCAAAGGGAAAGUUUUAUUUUGAAAAGAUAGUGGAUGGAACCAGGACAGUAUGGGAGUCUACUAAAGAGAAAUGUUCUCCAGCGUACACUAUCUCAAAGGGUGAUAUAACAUUUCUUGCUCUCUUGCUAAAGAAGUCUGAUGAUGAGACCGAUUUAAUAUACUACGAAAAGAAGAAUCUAGGGUGGAAGCUUGUCGAGAAGACAAAGAGUGAAAAUAUAAUAGAGGAACUAAAGAGGCAGCCUGAGCAACCAGCUGUAAAAACCAUCGACUUGGAUCUUUCAGAUGUUGACUCUAUAACAUUCUCUGUAGAAGAAUCUGAGGAGGAUAAGGUUCCUAUCAAAAAAUAUGCCGUUAAAACUGAUCAUCACCUGAAUGAAAUAAAUAAUGGAGAUUCUGAACUUUGGAAAUCCGAUUCUCCGAACAAACACUGUACACUUGCUACGGUAUACUUUGAGGAAGAGAAUCCCAUGCUAGCAUCUUUAUCACUCAACCAAGGAUUUGUUUAUUUACAAAAUAAAGACGGUAAAUGGGUUGGUGUUUCUAAGGAUGGCUAUGAUGCUGCUCUAACUAAUAUGAAGGCACGAGCUUCCUUACCCAAAAUUGAGAAUGUUGAACUCGAUGUUACUGACAUGAGUGAGGAAGAACCUGUUGAAGAGAUACCUCUAAAUACUGCUACUCCAACGGAAGGCCAUCAUAGUUCUGUUAUGGAAGACGGAGUUGAAGUUUGGAAAGGUACACAUACUGAGCAGGAAGGACAAGCAGAUACUGUGAGAGCUGAUACACCUUCAAAUUCUAGCUCUCUUGAUCUUUCCAAGGAGCCUAACGAGGAUUUAUUCACUUUCAGGGAAACUAUAGAUAAUGAUGUAAAGUAUUCUAAGUACAAGUUAAAGAAUAGAGAAGACAAGGUUACGACAAUUAUCCACGACGAAAAUGUGCUAUGGAAGGCGAAAACUAAUGAAUCUCUAUAA